Molecule: messenger RNA, 416 nt
Organism: Amorphotheca resinae ATCC 22711
Lineage: Eukaryota; Fungi; Ascomycota; Leotiomycetes; Helotiales; Amorphothecaceae
Exons: 1
Coding region: 174-395 (73 amino acids)
Source: RefSeq, a predicted model, not a curated record
CCGUUGAAUAUAAGCAUCCCUUGCCGCCGUGAACUCAUCAGUCCGGAAGUUUUGUGGCCACCCAUGACUUUGGUACAUUUCUUUCAUAACUUAAUACUAAAUGUCGAGAUCAGCGCUAUCCAGAAAACAAAUCACAAGCAAGACCAGAGAAGGGAAAAACAGGGCCAACUCCCAUGAACUCGAUCCUCUUCCGUGUUCAGAUCAGCCCUCAGGAUCUCACCAGUCUCACUCGCAGGCCCGUUCCAAGGGAUCCAUUCCAAGUCAGCAAAGCGCUUGACCUAUGGUUCGAGCACGUCUUCGAUAGGUACGGCUUCUUGGUAGUUAUAGUAGUACUCAGGAGUGUUUUCUGGUCUGCCAUUUUCGUUAUCCCAGUCAACUUUUGUGAUGGUGCCUAGGAAAGAGUUAUAAUUGCUUGC